UCAAAACUAGAAUAACGACAACCUUAUAGGUCCCUAUUCAGGCUAACUAAACAAAAACGAACAAACUCAGAGAACGCCAAUAAUAACAUUGCAGUAUGAAUGUUGAGAACGUCGCUUCACCUUCCGGUUGCUCUACGACGGUCACCGUCUUUUCUCUCUUUGGAAUUAUAUGUACUUUAUUGAAAGCGAAAUCGUUUAUUCGGUUCCUUUAUAACAACUACUUUGCUAAAGGAACAAAGCUUACUGUUUACGGUGCCAAACAAGGUGCUUGGGCAAUCGUUACUGGUGCUACCGAUGGCAUUGGAAAAGAAUAUGCCACGCAACUAGCUACUGCCGGAUUCAAUGUUGUUUUAAUUAGCCGUACUCAAGAAAAAUUGGAUGCCUUGGCUCACGAACUCGAAACGGUUGCUAAAAUCCAAACUCGUACCAUCGCUUUGGACUAUACCAAAGCAGAUAAGACUUCGUUUGAAACCAUUGCUGAACAACUGAAGAAACUUCCUAUCACGGUUUUGAUUAACAAUGUUGGCCAAUCCCACGUUAUGCCAACCAGCUUUGAAGAAACUGCUGAGAUGGAGAUGGACAAUAUUAUGCAUAUUAAUUGCUUCGGAACCCUUCAUACCACGAAAGCUAUCCUCCCUAUCAUGAUGGAGCAACGCCGUAAAGACAAGAAGGGCCCCCGUUGUCUAAUUUUGACCAUGGGCUCAUUUGCCGGUCUUGUUCCCUCCCCUUACCUGAGUACAUAUGCUGGCUCUAAGGCUUUCUUAUCUAACUGGUCUGCAUCAAUGGCUGAGGAAGUGAAACCUGAAGGUAUUGAUGUCUGGUGCUACAACUCUUAUCUUGUUGUUUCCGCCAUGUCAAAGAUCCGCCGCCCCAAUAUGACUACUCCUACUCCCAAGGCAUUUGUCCGUGAAGCUUUAAGCAGCAUCAACGUUCAACGCGGUGGAAGCGCUCCUUACAUUAGCCAGCCUUAUCCUGCUCAUGCUAUUAUGAGCUGGUCCUUGGAGGAAUUCCUUGGAAGUGUCAAAUACUUUGUAGUAAGCCAGGUUGCCGCAAUGCAUCUUGACAUUCGCAAGCGUGCAUUAAGAAAGCAAGCUCGAAUUCAACAAUCUGUCUCUGCUCAGACUAGUGCUUAAUUAAUCGCGAGGUCUUAAGAUGCUUUUCAAAACUUACUAGACUUUCCCGAUUAUACUAACAGUACAUGCUAAAUAUGCAAUAUUAGUCAUCGAAUACUCUACAGAAUACAAUAUAAUCUACUAAUAAAAGGUUUAUAGACUGAAACUACCGAGUCGAAUUUCUAUAUGCACAAAAAAUAAUAGCUCAUUUUUUAACAAGGCGCUUUGCUUUGACCAAACAAGUCGCUUAUGUAUUAAGAGUCUACUCAAGUUCGGAAAUGUUACCACGUUCAGAAACGUAGAUACCGUCCAAAAACUUACGAAUAUCCUUGUUGCGGACAUUGCAAAUUUGCUUGAUGUUGGCGGCAGAUUGAGAAACGUUUUCCAAAGAGUUGCCCUCGAUGAUCAAUUCAUCCUUGACGUUGGCAGACAUGGAAACGGUAACACCAGGCAAGCACUUGAUGACACGAGUAAUACGUUCACCCAAGAAGUUACGGAUCUCAACAACGGUACCGUUUUCGGACAAAUUGAUGUUGAUGGGAAAGUGUGCGUAAACAAGACGCAUCUUGUAACGGAAACCUUGAGUAACACCAACAAUCAUGUUGUUGAUGAUGGAACGAACGGUACGAAGGCAAGCAUUGUGCAAACGAGAACCGUGCCAGACAAUGAACUUAAUAGCGUUGCCUUGCUUCUUCAAUUCCAAGUCAACAUGGCGCAAGCUCUUGGAAAGAGAGCCACGGGGACCUUUGACGGUGACAUUACGGGCCUUAAUGUCAACAGUAACACCCUUGGGGAUUGGCAAAGUCUCGUCCUUGUAAAUAUCACGUCCCAUCCUGCAAAGUAGUGUUGGUGGUGUCGUUCCCUUUUUCCAGUAGAUAAUUUCCGUUUCGAGUUCCUGUGACUGUACUUCAUAAGUAGGGUAGGGUUAUUAUUUUUGGAUAGCUUAAUGCAUUGUGUAGAAAAAUCCUAUUAAUAUUAUGGAAUCAAAU
Molecule: messenger RNA, 2101 nt
Organism: Schizosaccharomyces cryophilus OY26
Lineage: Eukaryota; Fungi; Ascomycota; Schizosaccharomycetes; Schizosaccharomycetales; Schizosaccharomycetaceae
Product: ketoreductase
Exons: 3
Coding region: 96-1133 (345 amino acids)
Biological process (GO): fatty acid elongation
Cellular component (GO): endoplasmic reticulum
Molecular function (GO): ketoreductase activity
Source: RefSeq, a predicted model, not a curated record